Messenger RNA from Dryobates pubescens (Downy woodpecker), 2311 nucleotides. RefSeq names its product ankyrin repeat domain 33B (gene ANKRD33B). The record is from RefSeq and is a predicted model, not a curated record. NCBI's taxonomy places the organism in Eukaryota, Metazoa, Chordata, Aves, Piciformes, Picidae. Gene Ontology annotation, molecular function: protein binding. The transcript is spliced from 4 exons. Bases 106 to 1659 code for a protein of 517 amino acids.
CGCCGGGGCAGCGCUCGGCGAGGGCGGCGUGGCGGAGCCGCUGGCCGCGGGGCCGGGAGCCUUUAGGGCACAAGACAGCACUCGCGUCCCGGCCCCGGGGCUACCAUGGUGCUGCUGUCCGGAGACGGGGAGCAGCUGGCGGGGGAGCAGGUCUGCCCCGCGCCGGCUGCGGCAAAGGAGAUGCCAAGCACCGAGGCGGAGAGCAGCCCCGAGCAGGGGGCGAUAGGGGCUGCCGCCGAGGGACUGGCCGAGGCGGAGGACCACGAGGAGGAAGAGGAGGAAGACUAUGAGGACUACGAGGACUUCUCCGAGCUGCCCGACACCUGCAGCAUCGCCUCGGACGACUCCUUUUAUCCUCCAGGGGGGCUGGAGGACGACGAGGAGGACUGUUGGUCUGUGGAGCAGGAGGAGCGCGACAGCCCCGAGGCGCUCACUCUCUUUCGAGCAUGCUGCACCAACAACACCAUCGUGCUUAAAGCACUCAUCCGCCAAGGCCCCGAGGAGGAGGAGGUGCGGGAGACCGACCGCAACCGCCGGAAUGGUCUUAUCGUUGCUUGUUACCAAGGUUAUGUGGAUAUUGUAAUAGCCUUAGCACAAUGCCCUCACCUUGAUGUGAACUGGCAGGACAAUGAAGGGAAUACGGCUCUAAUUACAGCUGCACAGGCAGGGCACAUAACCAUUACAAACUAUUUGUUGAACUACUUUCCCGGGCUUGAUAUUGAGAAGAGGAAUGUGUUUGGAUUCACAGCACUGAUGAAAUCUGCCAUGCAGGGGCGAACUGAAUGCGUGAAAGCCUUGAUGUUGGCAGGGGCAAAUGUUCAUGCGACUGACCCAAGCCGAGGGCUGACUUCGUGGGAAUGGGCUUGUUAUACAGGAAGAUCAGAAUCUGCCUUCAUCAUGCAAAAACUGAUGGACAGACCAUGCCCAGAACAGUUUUGUGAUCAAUAUAAACCAGAAUGGCCAAAGAUGAAGGAACUCCUUGCCAAGGCUGCCGAGCCAAAAAGCUGUCUGCAGAGGAUUUCUGAGUGUAUGAGGGCAGCAGUCUCGUUCCGGUCCUUCUAUGGUCCAGAAGAAGAUGGGGUCCUUGACCACAUGGUGAAGGUGACAACAAGCUUGAGCAGUCCUUUCAUAGCUCUGUCAUGCCGGACUGUGUGCCCAGGCAGCCCACCAUGUGUUGGGAAACGCAGACUGGCUGUGCAAGAAAUUGUUAGGAAGCAGAGAGCCGAGGAGAUCCGAUCUCAGGACAAAGAUCACUUUAGCAGCUAUGAGAAGCUAUUUCAGAACUCCAGAGUCACACUGGUCCCCAAGAAGAAGGACCGGCGAGCCAGCCUGCAGCCCAUCAGUCUGGCAGUCUCUCAAGUGAACACUAUAGCCACCAGGAAAGCAAGCCUCUUGCCACUCCACCUGCUUAGACGAAGCAGUGUGAGGCCAGGAUUUGUCAUCCCCAAAGUCCGUGUCAGCAAGGCUCCUCCACCCACCUUCCAGCCAGAAAAGGCAAGGAGGAGAAGCAGUGCAAAAGACGACCCCUAUUUACAGAUUCCCAAAUGGAGAUACAAGGAGCUAAAAGAGGAGCGGAGGAAGGCAGAGGAACACGAGAAGAGAAGAGCAGCAGAGGUUCAAAAGCAGAGGCAGGUGUCCCCUGCCAGAUGCAAGACCUGAUUUAAAGGCAGUUGCUUAGAAGUUCUCAGAAUUGUUAGUCUUGUUAUCUGAGCAAGAUAACAAAUGGAAUGCCUUUGUGCAUGCCCACUGCUCACAGAGUGUAAUAGCUGCCUUUAAGGUGCAGAACCAGGGCAUGGGCUAUGCCACAGUGUGUCUGAUGGUGGAGCAGGAAGGUAUUUGGGUUGAAAGAUUUACUCAAUUUACCUGUCUGCUGUUGAUAGGAGGUUUUAAAUGGUGCAGUCCCUUUGUGGUCUCCUUUUUUCAAAGUAUGGUUGAAUGACUGAGAAAUGGCUUGGAAAAUAACAUGUGUGAAAGGGUUGUAUUUUGUGUCUGUUCAUUUUGUAAUGGACAAUAUUAAGGAGCUGUGCUUUUGACACUAGACAUUCCUCUCUCUCCUCGCUUAGGUCAAUGUUUUACAAGGUUUUUUAGUAAUAACCAAAAGUUAAAACUAUACCACAGUGUUGGUGGGCAGUGAAAAUUCAGGUCUACAAUUGCUUUGAAUAUACUGAGCACUUUAUUUUAAUUCUAGUAAUCAAAGUUUAAGGCAGGAUAGGUAUUAUACUAGAGAGAUCCAUACAAUCUGUAUGGAUGCAGUUUCUAAUCCUGUUGUUUGUUCUCUUGAGUGUUAAAAUGGGCUGCAUAUGCAAUACUU